Pyrus x bretschneideri (Chinese white pear) is the source of this 1087-nucleotide messenger RNA. Its product is annotated as methyl jasmonate esterase 1. NCBI's taxonomy places the organism in Eukaryota, Viridiplantae, Streptophyta, Magnoliopsida, Rosales, Rosaceae. The transcript is spliced from 3 exons. Bases 120 to 947 code for a protein of 275 amino acids. Gene Ontology annotation, molecular function: methyl indole-3-acetate esterase activity; methyl jasmonate esterase activity; methyl salicylate esterase activity. Gene Ontology annotation, biological process: jasmonic acid metabolic process; salicylic acid metabolic process. The record is from RefSeq and is a predicted model, not a curated record.
CGCAAUAGAAAGACAAAAUGCAGAUAGAGUGAGCAAAUGAAGGAUUUCAUGAAUAUAAAAGCCAGCCUAGACCAAAUGGAGCUAUGCCAAGGAAAGAGAGGCUAAAAUAGUUAAGAACCAUGUCUUCCUCAUCCCCAAACCCAGAUGCCGAUAAGAAGCAUUUUGUGCUGAUUCACGGAGCCUGUCACGGAGCAUGGUGCUGGUAUAAGUUGUCAGCUUUACUAACCUCUGCAGGUUACGAUGUCACAGCCCUAGACCUAGCAGCAUGUGGGAUCCACCCAAAGGAGGUAAAAUAUGUACAGACCUUCUCGGAUUAUGCUGAGCCAUUGAUCAAAUUCAUGAAGACUCUCCCACCAGAGAAGCGCGUUUUCCUGGUAGGCCACAGCUUCGGUGGGCCCGUCAUAUCUAUUGCCAUGGAGAUGUUUCCUGAGAAAAUAUUGGCGGCCGUUUUCGCCACCGCUUUCAUGCCUAGUCCUACUUUCAGUUACCCUCAUAUAAUGGAGAAGAUGUUUGCUGGUGUGGAUUUGAUGGACUACUACCAUAGAUUUGAUAACGGACCCAACAAUCCUCCAACUUCGGCAAUUUUCGGGCCUAAGAUCAUGUCGUUACUAUUGUACCAGCUCUCGCCACCAGAGGAUGUAAAACUAGCAUCAUCCUUGCUGAGGUUCUGUCCUGUACUGACUCAUGAUGAAAUAAAACUCACCAAUGAGAAAUAUGGAUCAGUUCGUAAAGAGUUUAUUGUGUGCGACCAAGAUCUUAUAAUACCGGAGAAAUGGCAGAGGUGGAUGAUCGAUGAAAAUCUGCCGAAUGAAGUGCACGUGAUAAAUGGUGCUGAUCACAUGGUAAUGUUAUCUAAACCGCAGGAGUUGUUCUCCUGCCUCCAGGGGAUUGCUUCAAGGGAAGCAUCAUUAAUUAAUAAUUUUGUAGAAGAAGAAGAAGACACUUAAUUGAUGUAAUUAAUCAUCAGAGGAUGAAUAUUCUACGUCUUUUUUUUUAUUAAGUGGCAUGUACAUGUCACUAUUCGUUAUGUUGGAUGCAAUGGACAGAUGACAUCAUUUAAUGUAUUGAGUUGUUAGCUUUGUUAGAA